This is a messenger RNA of Neofelis nebulosa (Clouded leopard), 2890 nucleotides long. RefSeq names its product divergent protein kinase domain 2B (gene DIPK2B). NCBI's taxonomy places the organism in Eukaryota, Metazoa, Chordata, Mammalia, Carnivora, Felidae. The transcript is spliced from 5 exons. The record is from RefSeq and is a predicted model, not a curated record. Bases 239 to 1540 code for a protein of 433 amino acids.
CCGCCCCAGACAAAGGAAGAGUAACUCUGGAAACUGUGUUAUCAGCAUCCUCCAUGGACUUCCUCACCUCCUCCCCAGCCCCGUUCGCCCCAAGCUUCUUAGCAUCCUCCGACAGGAACCGGGGAGCCUGGGAUGGGCUCAGCGCCCUGAAGCCAGCCCCCUGUCUUUUGCCAAGACCUAACCCCUGCGCAGCCUUGAGUGGGCAGCUGAAGGCUGUGGCCGGAAUCCUGAGCCUGAGAUGGAACCCCAGCUGGGGCCUACGGCUGCCAGCCUCUGCCCGGGCCGGCUGCACCUGCUGCUGUGGGUCUCAGCCCUGAGCUGUUGCGUUUCCUCGCUGGCUUCUCCCUCUCCUUCUCUGGUGCCCCGAAUCAGAACCAGCUACAAUUUUGGAAGGACUUUCCUCGGUCUUGAUAAAUGCAAUGCCUGCAUCGGGACAUCCAUUUGCAAGAAGUUCUUUAAAGAAGAAAUAAGGUUUGACAGCCGGCUGGCCUCCCGCGUCGGACUGCCUCCCGACCCCCUACCUUCUUACCCUGCAAAUUACUCAGAUGAUUCCAAAACCUGGCGCCCUGUGGAGAUCUCGAGGCUGGUCAGCAAACAGGAAAGUGACAUCUCGGACAGGAGAAUCUGUGCCUCUGCGGCAGCCCCAAAGACCUGCAGCAUCGAGCGCAUCCUGCGGAAAACAGGAAGGUUCCAGAAAUGGCUGCAGGCCAAGCGCCUCACGCCGGACCUGGUGCAGGGCCUGCCCAGUCCCUUCCUGCGCUGCCCGUCACAGCGACUCCUGGACCGUGUGGUCCGACGCUACGCCGAGGUGGCCGAUGCUGGCAGCAUCUUCAUGGACCACUUCACGGACCGCGACAAGCUACGUCUGCUCUACACGCUGGCUGUCAACGCGCAUCCCAUCCUCCUGCAGAUCUUCCCCGGCGCCGAGGGCUGGCCGCUGCCCAAGUACCUGGGCUCCUGCGGCAGAUUCCUGGUCAGCACCAGCACCAGCCCUCUGCGGGAAUUCUACGGCGCGGCCCCGGACCAGGCGGCUGACCUGGCCUACCAGCUCCUCGGGGUCCUGGAGUCCCUGAGGAGCAACGAUCUGAACUACUUUUUCUACUUCACCCACGUCGAUGCGGGCACGUUUGGCAUCUUUAACAACGGGCAUCUGUUCAUCCGGGAUGCCAGCGCCUUGGGCGUCAUCGACAAGCAGGAAGGCAGCCAGGCGGCCGCCGGGGCAGAAGAGAGUCCAGACAUCUUCAGCUGCCUGGUUUCCGGCUGCCGGGCCCCGCUGCCCUCCUGCGACGCCGUCCCCGAGAAGCAAAGCCUGGUGCUGGUGUGUCGGCGGGUGCUGCCUCAGCUUCUCCAGGGCAAGUUCCCCUCCCCCGUGCAGGACGAGAUAGACGCCGCCCUUGCUCGGUGUGGGGAGGAUGCCAGCCCAGACCCCGAAGUCCUCGGGGCCGCCAGCCGCCUGAAGGACCUCUUGAGGCCCCUGAGAACCUGCGACCCCAGAUUCGCCUACCGCUACCCGGAUUGCAAGUAUAAUGAAAAGUUCUGAGGGGCCCGGGGCCUUUGGUGGCCCGGUGGGGACCACAUCCUUGGCUCCUCCCCCCCCCCCCCCCCAGUCGCGUGGCUGCAGGGUGCAAAGAGGCGGCUGUGUCCCCAGACAUUAGGAGAAAUGCACGUUCAUCUCCCAGGACCCGAGGAACCUGCUGACAGCCAGAGGGGGCUUGUGUCACACGAUGUGAUUGUCCCAGGGCCAGGCGGUGGCAGACUCGGGUGUGGACACUCCCUGGACCUCUCGGAGCUUCAGUGUCCCCUGUUCUCCAUCAGACUCACGAGUUCGUGAAAGAAGACAGGGGGAUGUGAAGGGUCACAGACACCUGCCGGUGGUUACAGAAUGUUCCAGAAGUGUGCGCAGGCAGGGCAAAUGAGACAGAGCCGUGGAGGUGGGGGCCGUUGGGAGGGAAGGCAGGGGGAGGGGGAGGCCCUCUGGCCAAGACCCUGUUAGACUCCAACCAGAGGGGCCCCCUGCCUGCUCUCUGUGUGCUCACACUGGCCCUCCUGCCGUGCUCCCCACACUGCCACCGGUCGGGGGGAGGAGACCCAUGGACAGGGCCACACUCCGGGUGAGCCAAGAGUGAGAAGCGAUGACGGGUGGGCUGGGGAGGGGGGGCGAUGUGUCGGUCCAGGAGCUCCGAGAAGCAGGUGUCAGGACAGGGGUGAGAGGGGCGAGAAUCGGAUUCAAAAAGAUGCCCGCGUGGAAGGCAAGAAGGAGCAACUCAAGUCUGAGCCCAAGUGAGGGAGAGACGGUCAGCUGCACAAUCUAAAGGAAGGUUCGGCAGGGCUGCUGGGGUUUCCUGGAGGACAAGCCAGCCGUCAGAGGAGCCCCGAGUCUCCCCAGGCCAGACGGCCCUUAUAUCCCGGCUGCACUCGGUCGCUGGCAGGAAAACAGCCUGCCACGAGCGUGGCCUUGGCCUAACCGCCAAGAUGGAUUUCUCCCUGGAGCAGGAGGUCUGUGAGGACACCGCAGUCACAGCCAGGGCCCCAGGCCAGCUCUGUCAUCACCAACAGCCUCCAGUGCAGGAGGCUAAGGAGUCUGAGAAUGUGCAUUCCAACUUGACCUUACAGGUCAUUAUAAAAAUUUUGGUGGUGGUGGGGGGGCGCCUGAGUGGCUCAGUCCAUUAAGCGUCUGACUCUUGACUUCGGCUCAGGUCAUGAUCUCACAGUACGUGAGAUCGAGCCCCGCGUCGGGGAAUGUGCUGACAGCACAGAGCCUGCUUGGGAUUCUCUGUUUCCCUCUCCCUCUGUGCCCCUCCCCCUGCUCGCGUGCUCUCUCUCUCUCUCUCUCCCAAAAAUAAACAUUUAAAAAAUAGUUUUUCAAGGUCAGCCAACAAAACAUACUCUA